AUGUCUUCCGAAAAGAAAAACUUAUACAGAACAGCUGCAGGAAGAAAGUUCGUGGCUAGAAACUCUUUAUUGACGGAUAUUUUCCAAAAAAGUGAAAAUGCCAACGUCUACCAUAUUGUUUUGCUUAUUUUGUCCCAUUUUUUUAUCGCCACAGGACUGAACCAGUACACACAUAGCAAAAGGGUCGAUUUUGGAUUUGGUUUAAUACUGAAAAAUUUCUACAACUUCGAUAAGGCCGUGCAAAUUUGGUUGUACUGUUUUAUGUCCACAUGUGCCGCCUUUCUCUGUUUUACUGUGUGGGCUAAUUUCAGAAACUUCAGCAGAGAAUACAAAAUCUAUUGGGACUGGCUUUGGACACUACUCUUAAUUCUCUAUUACUACUGGAGCUUCAAAAUAACUGGUAGGGCUAUUAAAGACUCUACUUUUAAACUGCCUCUGGGAAUAUUUUUAGCAAUGGAAACCGUGCGAUUUUUAAUGAAAGUGCAUUCAUUUGUACGAAACAAUGUUUCUAGGGUUAUUGCACAAGAGAAUUGCAAGCGAGUUUUUCCAAAAUUUUCCAAUUUUCUGUACUUUCUUUUCGCUCCGACUCUCAUAUACAAAGAUGCAUAUCCAACCAAAAAGAAGAUUAACUGGAAGUUUUUGGGUUUUCUUCUCUUCGAAAGUGGUUGUAUAAUGUUAAUGUUCAGCUACGUGGCAGACACGGUGAAUUCGCACAUCCAAGAUUACGGUUUGCGAAAGUUUACCGUAACUGAACUGGUAGUGGCCAUUGCCCAAAACAUCGUUCGAGUUGGAACAUUAACCAUGUUAUCCAUAUUUGCUUUUUAUCUCCACUGUCUUCAAAAUAUCUUUGCUGAACUUACGGGAUUUGAAGACAGAUUUUUUUAUAGCGACUGGUGGAACGAUAGCAAUCCCAAAGCGUGGUUGCGAAAGUGGAAUCCAAUUGUUGAAGAAUGGCUUUACUUUUAUGUAUAUAUGGAAUUCAAAACACAUGUUUGCAAUAAUACGUUUCUCACGAAAAUUGUAACUAUUAGUCUGUCGUUUGUGGUUCACGACUGGCUUCUGACCGCCUUAAAUAUCAUACACAAAUGA
This is a messenger RNA of Zophobas morio, 1089 nucleotides long. RefSeq names its product sterol O-acyltransferase 1-like. Gene Ontology annotation, cellular component: endoplasmic reticulum membrane. The record is from RefSeq and is a predicted model, not a curated record. Gene Ontology annotation, biological process: cholesterol metabolic process. The transcript has 6 exons. NCBI's taxonomy places the organism in Eukaryota, Metazoa, Arthropoda, Insecta, Coleoptera, Tenebrionidae. The coding region runs from base 1 to 1089 and encodes 362 amino acids.